AUGGAUGAACAUAAGCCGAAGCCCAUUUUUCGUCAUGUUGAAGAUUGCGAGACUCAAGAAUGGAACCAUCCACAACGUAGUUAUGUCAAGUGGUGGGAACUUAUCAAUGGAGACAUAACGUCAACAACAGGAAUCAUGAUGGGUAUUGCAGAUGUGCCGGUGGGAGCUCCAUCUCCUAAACGCGGGCAUACUCACGAUGCAGAGGAAGUGUACGUACUUCUUUUAACAUUAUUUAAGAAUCCAUUUGUUAUUUUAUUCAUGCAGGUAUUACUUCUUAAGCGGAACAGGAAGAGUUCACGUUGA
Molecule: messenger RNA, 303 nt
Organism: Rotaria sp. Silwood2
Lineage: Eukaryota; Metazoa; Rotifera; Eurotatoria; Philodinida; Philodinidae
Source: the annotation of a GenBank genome assembly